Molecule: messenger RNA, 1905 nt
Organism: Lachancea fermentati
Lineage: Eukaryota; Fungi; Ascomycota; Saccharomycetes; Saccharomycetales; Saccharomycetaceae
Source: the annotation of a GenBank genome assembly
AUGAGUCUUCGAGAUUUUGCAGAAGCUCAAAAAACUCAUUACACGGUUCGUCCAAAAGUUCAGAAGCGCAACGUGGCUCAAACAUCGAAUUCUUUACCUUUUGUUAAGCUCCUUAAUGGUUUAGAAACUGUUGAUAUGGUACACAAAAGAUGGGAAUUGUAUCAUCAAUUGCAUUCACAGUUCCACUCUCAGGUAGAGGAAAUUGUUCAAGGAAUAGAGAGAGAUUUGCAUAUGGAAAUAUCCAGGAUAAUUUCCAAAGAGCCAUCAAAAAAAACAGCCCGCGCUUUCAAUUGCUUGUUCCUGCUUGGCUCAGAUAGUACCACCAGUAUAGAUUUGCCGAAAGAUGACACCAGUAAUACGAACAUUUUGAUUGACCUUACGCCAAAAGAAUCGCCAAAUGUGCGUAUGAUGCUAAGAAGAUCGAUGUUUCGCAUCUUGACCACAAGUGAAUUUCAGUCCAUGGACUCUUCUUCGAGGACCGAAAAUGAGGUAGAUGAAAAUGCAGAUCAACCUGACUGGGAGGACAAGCCAAGUAUAGAGUCCUUAGGAUUGUCGUAUGAUCUCUCCCUCGUUCAAAAUUUUUACCUUAUAUUUCAAAGACGUCUCAAGCUUGUCUUCAAUUUUAAGGAUGUUGACUCUUUCAACUUUCAAGUGUUGGAUGAUUUUAUUGUAUUACUAAAAUCGGCUUUAAAGUACGAAGGCAUAGAAAUAUGUCUCGUUUUUAACAUCAACACAAAUCUCUCCAACAUCGAAAAGAACUUAAGGCAAUCCACCAUAAGACUACUCAAGAGAAAUUUUAAUAAAAUUGAUCUAUCGCAUAAUAAAGGUUUCAAAUAUGCCAAUCGAGUUUUCAGAAGUUUUUUGAACACCGUUGAGGGGAAGCUGAAUCUUUCUUCGGGAUUCGUUAAAUUCAUCCUAGACCGGAUGGCGAAUAAUGCAACCCACAAUCUGCAACUCUUGACAAAAAUGCUCGACUUUUCACUCAUGUCCUAUUUCUUUCAAAAUCCUUUCUCGGUCUUCAUUGAUCCCACUAAUGUAGUGUACUUCAGUGAAAACUAUUUGGCACCUCUCGUAAAAUGUCCCACGUUCAUGAACUUUAUAGAAGGAAUGGUGAGAGAGCAUGCACCGGCUGAGGAAAUACUGUCCCUGUUAGAUAAUAGGCAUUCUGCAUUAGAAGAAUUUUUCACAGAGUUUUUGGUGAGGGAGAACCCGAUCAAUGGACACCUGCAAACAGUUAUUGAGAUACUUGAAAACCAGGUUGAUGUCCAUAACUAUAACAUUAUAGAUCUCUACUAUCACAUGUUAAAUGGGAAUCUGGGAGAAUUUUUGAGCCGGUGGCCCAAAUGUCAAAAAUUCGAAGGCAUUCUUAAGUUUGAACCCGUUGAUAUCAUUUUUCAAGAGCUUUUCACACUUGAUAAUAGCAAAGACCUUUUCUCACAGUCUCUAUUCCCUUUUUUAAGAACAAAUCUCGAGGACAAUCUAAUAAAUUCUGAGAGGAUUCUACCACAGCCCGACAGUGAUUCUCGACAGAACCACACAUGUGAGCUAGCGCUAGGCAAAUUGAUAGCGCCGCCUAUAUGCCAUUUGUUCAAUUUGUACAGAGAAGCAAGCUCUUUGAUAAAUGUACAUGAUUUCUAUACUGCAUUUCGAGAAUCUUUACCCAAAGAUGAGAUUUUGAAGUGUUUAGUGAAUGCUUCAGAAUUAGGUGAGAUAAAGCUAGAACUGAAGCAAGAGGGUAAGUUUUGCGAGUUUUUGAAGGGCGAAGACUCAGAUCUACUAAUGGAAAAAAUUAGUUUGGUAUGGUUUAUCCAAGCUAUUUCAGAAUUCCAGCACCUGGGAUUUUUGAAAUCCCAUAACAACAAAUCAUAUGAAGUACUGGAAAAAUGCAUCUGGAGAGGUUUAUGA